AUACAUGUGGGGGAAUUGUCGUUAUUUUACCUCCGCAUAUGGUUCGUCUUCUCCUGCGACUUCCUGCCAGACUUCCAUUCCCCAACGCACAAAAUUCAUGUCGUUGUUGCCACCCACAGUAACGGUCAUGUAUGUCAUGGCGGUGACCGUGUUUCUUUCCGUGGUUGGGCUGGCGUGGCUUACGCUGGCCAUGCGGAAGCAAGAACAAUCCAAGUGGCUGCGCACGGCAGCCAUUGGCAUUCAUGUGGUGUACGACAUCAUGUACUCCAUGUGCUACGUUGCGUUUUUUGACUACUUCACCUUCAUGGCGGACUGCGACUUCCUACACAGCAAGAAACACAUGUAUUUCCAAGACGUAGACUGCCUGGCGAUGCCCCACCUCCUACACAUGCUUGUAUCGCUGGGCACAGCUUUGCUGUUUCUGUGCGUGACGGCGCUGAUGGUAGUGGCCUCGUGCAACCUGGACCCCGUGUCCAAGGGAUACCUCUCUUCACCGGCAGCAUAUGCGCGACUGCGGAUCCUCAUCGCCAAGGCCGUGUUUGUUGUGCUCGCCAACUGCGUCGAUAGCAACCCCAAACCACAGAGCAUCGGCAUGCUUAUUGCAGUGGCACUCAUUUGCUACUGGAACCUUAGGGAGAUGCCAUUCUACCGGCGUGUUGUCAACGUGGUUUGGACUGCUCUGUGGUGCGGCGUGUUGUACCCGGUUGUGCUGCUGAUGAUGCUGGCCUACACGAAGGACACGACAGACCAGUACCGCAAAGUCAUGACAAAGAACGUGUUGUAUGGCAUCUUCCCGGUCAUCCUGGGAUCCUUAUGCCUCUGCUACAUCAUCGUGCGGCUGUCCUCCCGCCCCGCGCGCAAGUUCGUUGGACUGCCCCCGGAUGCGAAGUUGCGGAAGAUCCAUCGCUUUGAGUCGGUGCAUGAGGUGGAGCGGCUGGCUCGGGUGAUGCGGCGGUUUGACAUUGACGGGGUGGUGGACGAGACGUCCGCGGCGCUGGGUGAGACCAUCAUCAAGGCCGGCAUGCAGGUGUUCCCCAACUCGCCGCACCUGCUCAUCCUCUACGCCAACUUCAUGCUGGAGGUGCGCAAGGACGGCCCCGCGGCGCGCACGCAGCUGCAGCUGGCGGGCAAGCAGGCGCCGGGCCUGGUGGAGAAGUAUCAGAUCUUUUGCACGAACGAGGCCUCGAAGCGCCUCAAGGACAGCCAGGAGGGCGGCAUGGACCUCCAGGCCUACAUCGAGUUCAAGAGGAACUUCAGAGCCGUGCUGCGGGUGCACCGGGAGGUAUUGGCGCUGCAGGCGGAGCUCUGGCAGAUGUGCAUGCGCUCCUCGCUCCGGGUGGCGCAGGUGGAUGAUGCGCUAGAGGAGUUGGAUGCGGCCGCGGCCAGGGCGCACCAGGUGUACAAGAGGGUUUUGGAGCGCUACCCAACCAACGGCAAGCUCUUGCGCUGCUACGGCAAGUUUCUGGAAGACGUGCGGCAUGACCAGAUUGCGGCUGCUCGCGCCUACGCCGAGGCCAGCCGCAGUGUCGGCAAUGCGCUGCUUUCCCUGGACCUGGCUGGUGGGGCCGAGGCAGGAGCGGACGUGGGCGGUCCCAAGCGGCCCGAGUUUGUGACGUCCAUGUCUCUUGAGGACGAUGCAGUGGUGGUGAUUGACGCGGAGGGAACCAUCAUGAUGGUCAGCCAGGCGGUUCAGUCUGUGUUUGGCUACUCCAAGAGCGAGCUGGAGGGCGCCAACGUGAGCGUGCUGAUGCCCCAGCCCUUCUGUCAGCGCCACCCUGGCUACAUGCAGCGCUACGUCAGCAGCGGGGAGCCGCACAUCCU
Molecule: messenger RNA, 1821 nt
Organism: Astrephomene gubernaculifera
Lineage: Eukaryota; Viridiplantae; Chlorophyta; Chlorophyceae; Chlamydomonadales; Astrephomenaceae
Source: the annotation of a GenBank genome assembly